CAUUGCCCUUGCAGUGCUGCCUGCCUGGGGCACACUCUGCCACCGCAGCAGACCCUGCACAGGCUGCUGGGCUCUUUGGGGAGCCUUCUGCUGCCAGAAGGGCAAUUUCCAACCAUUAUGGAUUUUACUUCAGAAAUUGUUUUCCCAUAACUGAAAAUAUUAAAUUUUAAUUGCUGGUUUUUGUGAGGGGAUGAGGGGGAGGGCACUUUGUGUGGAAAAAGUGACGCUGAAGCAUUGACCUUCUGAGAAGUGGAACAACAAAGAUCACCAGAGACUCCAUCAGCCUGAGAGAUGACAAGGAAGAACUUUUAGUGCACUAGAGUUCAUUGAUGAAUUUCAACGCUGCCGAACUGCCACAGCGGGCUCUGGGACAACUGUGUCCUGCACCAACACCUGUGGCACCCACAGAUCACCUUCUCUGCAUUUACCCUGCAAGAUUUCUCUGGACUAAACAAACCCAGCUAACGGCCUCACAGGAAGCAGAGACGGCCCAGCAUGAACAACAGCACUGAAAAUAACGCACUGCAGGGUGGCAUCGCACUACUUCAGCUGAUUGUCUACAUCCCAGUGCUCGCUUUGGGGAUCCCACUGAACGCAAUUGCCUUCUGGGUCUUCUGCUGCAAAUUCAAGGGGUGGACUGAGACCAAGGUGUACAUGAUCAACCUCAUCGUCGCCGAUAGUCUCCUGCUCUGUUCCCUGCCUUUCUUAAUGUAUUUUACCAAGUACAACCAUCCCAUAGACCACCUGUGUACUGCCACAAGCAAUAUGUAUUUUACAAAUAUGCCUAUGAGCGUCUUUAUCAUAACCUUGAUUGCAAUUGAUCGAUACAUUGCAAUCAAGUUCCCUCUAAAAGCAAAGGUUUUUCGAUCCCCACUGAAAUCAGCUUCUAUCUGUGGCUUUCUUUGGAUAAUGCUCAUAAUUUAUUCCAAUGUCCGUCCAAAACUUCAGAAUAGAUGGGAAAGAUUCUGCUUUCGUAGGCGAUAUCUUGGUCCUAGCUAUCUUUCUUUAUUCGGUAAUAUCUUUGGAUAUUUUAUUCCCUUAGGUAUUGUGAUUUUUUGCUCAGUACAAAUCAUCAGAUGUCUCAAAAAGAACAUGGCCACAAGCCCCCAUGAGACAAAAUUAAUCCAGAAGGCAGUGCACAUUGUUUCUGUGAAUUUGUGUGUGUUCACUGUAUGUUUCUCCCCUUUCUACAUUACAAUGAUCAUGCGGUUCAUAGUGGAUGUUACUGGAGCUUCUUCUCUGGUGUCAGCAGUUAACACCUCUGUUAAGAUCUCUGCAUGCUUAGCAAAUGUUAACUGCUGUUUGGAUGCAUUUUGCUAUUAUUUUGCAGCCAAGGAAUUUCCAGAAUUUUCUUCUAUGUUCUCCACCUGUAUGAGGUCCAAAACAAAAGAAAGGCAAGAGUCACAGCCAUCCACAGGUCAAGUCAUGGCAUGAACAAGGUGCAGUGCAUGAGAUGUUAAGUGUCACUCUGCUGCUGAAGUUCUGAGGCAGAGGGUAUGGAACCACCUACAGUAUGUGCAGUCAUUGUAGGUAUAGGCAAACCUGCAAAACAGAGCAACUCCCACCAAAGGGUCUGAUAUUAACUUGAAUUUUGCCCUUCUGUCCUCAGUGACUUGACUUCAGCUCUGCUUAUAGUCUUCUAUCAUUGUAUGGCAGCUUCAGGCACCUCCUGGUGAUUUUGGCUGGCUUCAUGGUCCCUCACUUUCAGUGUCUUCUGAAUAAUAAACCUCUCAAAAAUUUCCUCCACGGACUGCAAACCCAUGUACUGCUCAUUUAAACCUAGAGACCAUUAACUUUCUAAGUGAAAAUUAACAAUUAUUUCCCCUACAGAAGACUGUCAUCUUUCUCUUCCUGCAAACAGCAGUCUGAAACCUUUGUCCAGACAUUGUCCAAACAACAUAGGAAAUUACUAUUCCCAUAACAGAAAUUAUCACCCACCCAAAGUUAGAUCUAUCUGCUUUGUGUCAAUACUUUGGCAGGUGGCCCAACAAGAUGGAAGCUGCAGUGAGCAACUAUGGCAUAAAAAUGAAUGAAACUACUCAGGUCAUUCAGCUGAUAAUUUAUGUCACAAUUUUCAUCUUUGGUGUAUUAUUUAAUGCUCUGGCAUUACUGGUGUUUCCCUGCAAGCAGAAAUAAAGGGCUGUGUGUGUAUGUGACAAAUUUAAUUGUUGCACAUUUUUUGGCCAUCAUUCUGCCUUUUAAAGUCACUAUUCAUUUAUUACCAUUAUACACAGGAGUAUUAGUAGUGCCAAAUUAUACUGGAGAUUGU
Molecule: messenger RNA, 2269 nt
Organism: Pseudopipra pipra
Lineage: Eukaryota; Metazoa; Chordata; Aves; Passeriformes; Pipridae
Product: G-protein coupled receptor 35-like
Exons: 2
Coding region: 496-1434 (312 amino acids)
Biological process (GO): positive regulation of Rho protein signal transduction; chemokine-mediated signaling pathway; phospholipase C-activating G protein-coupled receptor signaling pathway
Cellular component (GO): plasma membrane
Molecular function (GO): chemokine receptor activity
Source: RefSeq, a predicted model, not a curated record